CAGUGCAUGAGGAAAUCUUAACUAUUUCUUUCCUUCAUAGAACUUUGCUAUAUUCUCAUGUAAAACGGAUAUAAUCGCACAAAAAGUUCUGAUAGUAUUUCUUAAGUAAAGGAAUGGGGUUCGAUUUUACGAAUCGUUUGGUCUAUGGAACUUUUUUCAUGCUGUGGACUGUUUUACUUAACACUGUGUUUUCUGACAUGACGACUGUCGCCUGUCCCGCUCCCUGUGAGUGCAGACCGACGAGUUCGUGUACGGGGACGUAUGUGAAUUGUAUGAACAAAGGAUUAAAGGAGGUCCCGACCGGCAUACCCAAGGAUACAUGUAAUCUGAACUUAUAUGGUAAUCAGAUAUCAAGGAUCAACAACAACACCUUUAAAGGGCUACCACAGUCGGAGACUCUGUCCCUAUGGAAUAAUCAGAUAACAAGGAUCGACAACGAUGCUUUUGCGGGGCUAUCAGAGCUGAGAAAACUGUACCUAUGGAAUAAUCAGAUAACAAGGAUCGACAACGAUGCUUUUGCGGGGCUAUCAGAGCUGAGAGAACUGUCCCUAUCGAAUAAUCAGAUAACAAGGAUCGACAACGAUGCUUUUGCGGGGCUAUCAGAGCUGAGAGAACUGUAUUUGUAUAACAACAUGAUAACCAGCAUUAAAAGCAUCGUCUUUGAGAAGUUUCCACAGCUUCAGGAACUGUAUGUUGGAGGAAAUCCCUUUCAAUGUACGUGUGAUUUACAAUCGUUUGUGGAAUUUAUGAAGGGAUUUCUGCCAUACAACAGUCAAUAUUAUGAUGAACCGACAUGCAGUUCCCCUGACCACUUAAAAGGAAAGGAAAUCAUUAACGUUUCUUAUCACGAUAUGACCUGUGACUCUACUUCGAGUAAGUAUUCUAGGAAAAGGAUACAUUUCUUGACUCUAAUGUGAAGAUCAUUACGGUCGGACACGUAAACAAAUCCAAUAACGCUCGAAUAGGCAUUAUUAAGGA
Magallana angulata is the source of this 978-nucleotide messenger RNA. Its product is annotated as slit homolog 2 protein-like. Lineage: Eukaryota; Metazoa; Mollusca; Bivalvia; Ostreida; Ostreidae. The transcript has 7 exons. The coding region runs from base 114 to 917 and encodes 267 amino acids. The record is from RefSeq and is a predicted model, not a curated record. Gene Ontology annotation, molecular function: protein binding. Gene Ontology annotation, cellular component: plasma membrane.